ACAACAAAACCUUUUUGGCGUUUCUAUUAACGCUUGUCAAAUUUUCGCAGAGGCAAAUUAGAAAUUUUAUGUAAUAAUCAAGGUAUUAUUUAUUCGCUUAGAUAAAUAUGUCCUUAUCGCGUCAAAUUUUGGCAAAAACAGCCCAAAGUGUACAAUGGUCGAAGGCCGUAGCUUUGUGCAGUCGCAGAAUGGCUUCUGUUGGCUCGCGAGAUGCACCCCCAAUUGAUGUAAACGCAGCUAUUGCACGACCGGAAGAGGUGGAGCGAAAGAAAAAACUCAGCGGAGCCAUCACUGUACCCACAAAGGUCGACCUUAGCCCCAUUAGUGGUGUGCCAGAAGAGCAUAUUAAAACAAGACGUGUGCGCAUACAUGUGCCACCCAAAAAUGCCAUGCAAAGUGGUACUGAUAACGUUCAACAUUGGCAAAUUGAGUUUGACAAUCGUGAACGCUGGGAAAAUCCACUGAUGGGAUGGACUUCAACUGGAGAUCCACUAUCCAAUAUGCAAGUGGAAUUUGGUUCCAAAGCAGAGGCAAUUGAGCAUUGUGAACGCAACGGCUGGCGUUGGUUCGUGGAUGCUGACGAAAAACCAAAAAAAGAACGUGUCAAGAACUAUGGCUUGAACUUCCAUUGGAACAGGCGCACACGCGUAUCCACUAAGUGAAAUUACGUAAAAUUCUGAAGAGUAAUGCUAGGCUAGCCUAGUGCAGACGCUAAUGAACGUUGAGAGAAAUAAAGCAACUUUUAUGGAUUCGAUUGCUA
Messenger RNA from Rhagoletis pomonella (apple maggot), 760 nucleotides. RefSeq names its product NADH dehydrogenase [ubiquinone] iron-sulfur protein 4, mitochondrial (gene ND-18). Gene Ontology annotation, biological process: electron transport chain. The coding region runs from base 108 to 662 and encodes 184 amino acids. The record is from RefSeq and is a predicted model, not a curated record. Lineage: Eukaryota; Metazoa; Arthropoda; Insecta; Diptera; Tephritidae. The transcript is spliced from 3 exons.